CGUUGGUUUGUCCUCCGCCACUAAAAAGCAACGAAGAAGAAGAAGGACCGAGCCUGCUGCUGGAGGGCUACAGGUGUUGUGUCAGUCCAUCGCUGCACAUGAUGACCACAGAGCCAACGAGCCAGGAGAGCCAGGAGAGCCUGGAGAGCCUCAGUGUGCUCUACCAGAGCGAUGACUUCAUUGUGGUGGACAAGCACUGGGACAUCCGCAUCGACAGCAAGAUGUGGUACGAGAAACACACCGUGCAGACUCAACUCCGGCACCGCUUCCCUCAGCUGGCAGACCCAAGCACCUACUAUGGAUUCAGGUUCUGUCAUCAGUUGGAUUUCUCCACUAGUGGGGCUCUUUGUGUUGCCCUCAAUAAAGCUGCGGCCGGCCGCGCCUACCGCUGCUUCAAGGACCGCACAGUCACUAAAGCCUAUCUCGCCCUGGUUCGGGGCUGCGUGGAAGAACAGACGCAAACUCUGGACUUCUCCAUCGGCAAGAACUCCUCAGAGGGAAAAACACACAUGAUGUGUAUUGAGGGAACAGAAGGCUGUGAAAACCCCAAGCCGUGCCAAACCGGGCUGACGGUGCUGGAGUACGGGCUGUAUGAUGGAGAUCCUGUGACCAAGGUGCUCCUGCAGCCGCUCACUGGCCGAACCCACCAGUUAAGGGUUCACUGCAGCGCGAUUGGCCACCCCAUCGUCGGUGACUUCACGUACAGCUCAGGAGCGGACGAUGCCCCGUACCGCAUGAUGCUGCACGCCCACCUCCUCCACAUUCCCCUGGAGCCUCAGCCCCUGCUCGUCUCUGCCGGAGAUCCCUUUCUCCCCGCGGUGGAUCCCAAGUGGCUCCCGGAGCGCUUGUUACGUACAGUGGAGGCCACUGUAGAGGCCCUGCUGGAGCGCAGGGUGGAGGAGGACAGGAAGACUAAAGAGGAGGAGAAGGAGAGCGCGAGGAAAGAGGAGGAGAGGAGAAGGAAACGUCGCAAGGAACAGAGGACUGAGAAGGAGAGCGAGGAGCAGAGGAGGCAUUGUCAGGAGUGGUUGAGCGAAUGGGCUGGAGACUGAUAACAAGACUUUUGUGUUGUUAUUUAUUUUAAUUUAUUUUAGCUUUUUACUUAUGAAGGCCACGUUGAACAUAGAAGCUACACCAGUGUUGUUUUUUAACCUUAAUUCCCUCUCAAACCAUCUGUAAACAUUAGGUUAGAAACAUUACUUGUGUGAGCCUAUAAACUGCUUUUAACAAUUCAAACCACUGACAUGCCCACGAAUGGACCAGCUGCUUACAAAUAAGUGCCUUGCUCAAGUUUACGUGUAUAGUUUUCAACAGUGGUGUAUAAAGUACUUGAAAGCCAUACUUGAGUAAAAGAACAGAUAUCUUACCUGGAAGUGACUCCGGUAAAAGUAUAAGUCACCCGUCAGAGAAUGCCUUGAGUAAAAGUCUUAAAGUAGCUCAUAUUAAAUCGACUUAAGUAUCAAAAGUAUCUGGUGUUGAAAUGUACUCAAGUAUCAAAAGUAAAAGUACAAGUAAAAAAAAGUUAAAAUGCAAAGUGCAAAACAACCCCAAAUUGUUCUCUUCAGGAUUUAUUUAAACUGAAAUUAUAAAAACAAUAUACAUAUAAUGUAUAAUUUUACAAAUUUGGAACCCCAGAUGCUGAGGUUCAAAUAGUAUUGGACUAGUGCAUCUGAACUUCAAGUGCCUCUUGUGUCUACCUAAGAACACUAAUAGACCACAGUAUAACCACUAAAUGUCAUUUAGAUAUUUACAAAGUGUAAUUCUGUAAAUAUCACUAAACAAUGGAGCUUUCAUCAGUAGCAGGAAUGAUACACAAUGCCCCUUAUGAUAACUCAACAAAGGGAAACAAGUUCUAGCACACGAAGUAAGAUAGUUUCUCUUUUGUUAACAGCCUGAACAGCGCUAGUACAGAGAAGAAACAAAUGGAAAUGUUUUACCUGUGACUUUCUGUUCUUAAAUGAUUCACACGUAGGUUCCACAUAUGGCAGCAUCAGAAUUUACUCGGACAAGCCUUUCAAAAAUUCAAUCCGUAUUCUGAUAUGUUCAGUGGAACGAGGCAGGACUUAGUGUGCAAGAACACAAACGUAAGGAGAUAAGUGCAUGUAUUGAAUUUUAUUUACACAAUCAGGAGUUUACGAAGGAAAUGUUCAAAACCUAAAUUUGCCACAAAACCGAGAGUGCUGACAGGCUGGUCAGUUCAGAUACAACCAAAGAUCCUGAGUACAAAGGGACUGCAAGGUUCUAUCAGGUAGGCAGGCCGGUAAGACAGAUACAGAAACAGACCGACAAAAAGGUCAGCCCAAAGGUCAGGCCUGUCGCAGGCCCAGCUUAAACGCCUCGAGUAUAUUUGGUUACGCCUCAAAUGUGUUUGUCUUCUCCCGGAGAUCCUUGACCUGCUCUGUUAUACAAGCAGUAAGAAUAUAUUUUUAACAAUACCCUAUUUGCACUUCUUUAUAUAUGCAAAGUAGAAAGUACAGAAAUUUGUGUUCAAAUGUAGUGAGUAAAAGUAAAAAGUCAUCAGGAAAAAUCAGUACUCAAGUAAAGUACAGAUAUGUGAAAAAUCUACUUAAGGACAGUAACGAAGUAUUUCUACUUCACUACUUCCCACCACUGGUUUUCAAUUAACCUAUUCCUGUCGAUUUAUUAAGCCAAGCAGAUCAUCUCAGUGUGCCAAAGUUCUGAGCCUCUGAUUCACAGAAAUUCAUGUGAAAAUCAAAAUGUUACUUUCUAACCCCCUUUCUCUGUCUUUGCCCUGUUUUAUUGUUUUACAGCUUUCGAGUACACUAUUAAAAAUAAAAAGCAUUUGGUGUUAAUGUUAAAAAAACUGAUCUCUCCAAACUAAGCGUUAAUAAAAAGGUACUGAACAAAA
This is a messenger RNA of Platichthys flesus (European flounder), 2869 nucleotides long. RefSeq names its product RNA pseudouridine synthase domain containing 1 (gene rpusd1). Bases 99 to 1052 code for a protein of 317 amino acids. The record is from RefSeq and is a predicted model, not a curated record. Gene Ontology annotation, molecular function: pseudouridine synthase activity; RNA binding. Lineage: Eukaryota; Metazoa; Chordata; Actinopteri; Pleuronectiformes; Pleuronectidae. The transcript is spliced from 6 exons. Gene Ontology annotation, biological process: pseudouridine synthesis.